Messenger RNA from Peronospora farinosa, 2124 nucleotides. Lineage: Eukaryota; Oomycota; Peronosporomycetes; Peronosporales; Peronosporaceae. The record is from the annotation of a GenBank genome assembly.
AUGCAGAGGGACGAGGCCAAGAUGUCGCGCUCUCUACCUGGCGGCUGGUUGGAGAGUGGACAUGGAGCUGUGGUGCUAUUUGUCAAAGAUUUUCGAGACCCGCUCGAGCGCCGCAAAAAGCUCGUCCUGCGUCCAUGGGCAAGCAUUAAGGACAUCAAGGACCAGUUGCACGUCGUGUUUAACGUGCCGUCCAACGCGCAAAAGCUUUUCUAUCAGGGACGAGAGUUAAAAAACGGGCACAAUCUACAGCAGUGUGGCAUUUACCAGGAUAAUGCUGUGGUUGACUUUGUAGCAAGAAGGCCGCAAAACCUCAUGAUGGCGUACACACGAGAGUACGACGAGGACCACGACAGCAAUGCAAGCAGUGACAGGAAUAGCGGUGAAGAUAGUGGUGUGAAAAGGUCAGCAGCAUGCCGAUUGAAUGGCAACACUCUGCCGAAUUUGCGACCGGAACAGAGGCCUGUCGUGAAUAUCCACCCGUAUGGUGCACAUUUGCUGCCAGUAACUCUCAUGAAGGUUAUGCACCAGGCACUACAAGGUCUUGCUUUGGGUCUUGCUCCGGUGCUGGCAAUGGAUGGUACCGGUGGUACAUAUUUCUUCAAGGAUCCAUCUCACCGCAAUGUGGGUUGCUUUAAGCCCCAAGACGAGGAGCCAUUUGGGCCUAAUAAUCCACGCGGAUUGGUGGGUCAGUUGGGUCAAAGCGGCCUUCGUCGAGGAAUUCUUUCUGGAGAAGCUUGCGAACGUGAGCUUGCCGCGUAUUUACUGGACAAGGAUCACUUUGCUGGAGUCCCAGCUACGUCUCUAGUGGAGUCGCGUCAUCCUGUAUUUAACUACACGGGUAGUAAAGGUGCCUUACAUUUUAAAAUAGGGUCGCUGCAGGAAUUUGUACGACAUGAUGACGUGGUGAGCGAUCUAGCACCAAACCAAUUUUCGACCCAUCAAGUUCAUAAGAUUGUGCUCUUAGACAUGCGGCUUUUAAACACGGACCGCAAUGAUGCGAAUAUUCUCGUGCGCAAGCGGAGGUCACCUACCACAGGCCACGCAGAAUAUGAAUUGAUACCUAUUGACCACGGUUACUGCCUUCCUCAGUUCUUGGAGAUCGGCUGGUGCGAUUGGUGCUGGUACAACUGGCCGCAGCUUCGGCAGCCACUAAGCGCAGAGGACCGAUCGUAUGUGUUAUCAUUAUCAGCUCAGGAGGACGCAAAUCGAUUAGCGAAAAGAAUCCCGUUGCGGCGCGCGUGUCGACGCAAUUUGAACAUCGCUAGUAUGGUGUUGCAGAAGGGAGUACGUGCAGACCUAGUUUUGUUCGAGAUCGCUCGGAUCAUGUGUCGUGAAGACCUGGACUCCCCUUCUACAUUAGAGCAGUUGUGCAUCGAUGCGUUUCAUCAGCUACGAGCUGUCAAGCAGCGCACGCAAAAUGUAGCGCUAUCUUACCACGGCCACAUGCAUCCAACUAUCAAACCGACACCGACUAAGGCAAGCGAAUUAGCUGUUGCAGAAGGAGGGCAUGGAAACAUUUCGAUCGAUGAAUUGUCUUCUCCUCGAGCAGCAUACCGGAAAUUGCGGGUGUCAAUUGAUCCUCCAUUCCUCCGAGAACCGUUUUCCUUGGGGCGUUCUCCUGUUGCUAGUGGUACACAAUCUCCACCCGGAUUCUGGGCAAGUUAUGCUCCAUUUAGCUCGGACGAAGAAGAAGACGACAAUACUUGCAACUGCCCGAAGCAUUCUCUGUCUAGCAGUGAAGACAGGCAUAACGGAUGGAAGGAUCCGCGGAUUUCGCUUACGUGGGACGAUAUGGCAUCGCAUGCUCUUUCAGAUGCUGUCCAGUGCGUGGAGGUUAAUACCGCAUCAGUUGCAAUGCCCGUAAGUGCUCCAUCCAAUGACCACAAGGGCACGAUGGAGCAUAGUGCUGCUCGAUCUCCUAUGUUGUCUUUCAUUGGUGCCGAAAACGACAAGGACGAGUUUGACGUCCUGAAUGAUGCACUGGACGAUGACAUGCAAGAUGAAAACCUUUUCCUUAGCAUCUUAAGCCGACUAGUCGACGAGAAUAUUGAGGCGGCUCAAAGACGGCAAUCAAAAGAACAGAAACGGGAGCGUGCAGAAUGUAGAUUGCAGCGCUGUGGGUAG